AUGGCUCUCUACAAAGUGAUCUGUGUGGCAGCUCUGCUGACUCUACUGGCAGCAGACAGUGACCGAAUAGACAUUCUCAAUGAAAAGAUUUUUGAGAUUGACACUUUAAAGUCUCACUCUGAAGCAAAUGAGGACAAGACCCCUGACAUCACCUCAAACAGAACAUUAAGACAGAAGAGAUCUUCCAGCAUCCCGGGAGCUACCUCCAACCUGAAAUGGGUGUAUAGGCGUUCCGGUCAUCAUGUCCCUGACGGAUCUGUGUUAUAUCACAACCCCUAUGAGAAUCGUUAUGACUACAUCUGCAGAUGCGGUUGCUCAGCUGGUUUCAACACCAGAGGAAGUAAUACGUGCAACUAUGCCUAUGGUGACUCAGAACGUAAAUGCACCUCCUUUAAUGUCCUGGUGAACAAAGACAACUUUGAGUAUUUGGAUUGGAGGGAUGGCUCUUAUGGUUCUGUGCCUACAAAUUCAAUCAAGACCUGCUCCAACGGUGACACAUAUAUUGGGAAGAACAAGUAUGGUCUUGGAAAGGUGUCUGUUAAACACAAGGCCUUCUUCCUUCCCUGGAGAGGUUCUGAGUAUUGGUACAAGUAUUACCAGGUCCUGACCUUUUCCAAAAAAGUUGCAAAAGUGCAAAUGUCUGAUGUCAAGUACAAGGUAAAUGAAGCUAAAAAAUUUAGUUAUCCCCCAGAGGUCAUGACCAAGGCUACCACCAUCAACCAUCAGUGCAGAAUAGUUAAAAAAAUACCUCAUCUCCAUAAAGAGUAUGAGGAAGAGAAAAGGUGGGACAGUAGCACUGAAAUAUCAGUAGGUGUGACAGCUUCCUUUGAAGCCAAAAUCCCAUUUGUUGGCUCGACAGGUAUUGAGAUGAGUGCUUCGACAACAAAGUCAUUCUCCAAAGGGAACUCCAUAAUGGUAAAGAAAAGCCUCGGUCUUGAUGUGGAGGUUUGGGUCCCACCAAACCACACCUGCGGUGUCAGAAUUAUGGGACAUAAGUACAAGACGGUAAUCCCUUACACAGCACUCCUCACCCGCACAUACCCCAGCGGGUCAAAAAGAUCAACAACCAUCUCUGGGGUAUUCAAUGGUGUCAAUGUUAUUGAUUUCGUAACUCAUGUAGAUCGCUGUAUUCCUAUACCCAAUGUAAAGCCAUGCCCUUUAAAGUAA
Scomber scombrus (Atlantic mackerel) is the source of this 1167-nucleotide messenger RNA. RefSeq names its product natterin-3-like. The record is from RefSeq and is a predicted model, not a curated record. Bases 1 to 1167 code for a protein of 388 amino acids. The transcript is spliced from 4 exons. Lineage: Eukaryota; Metazoa; Chordata; Actinopteri; Scombriformes; Scombridae.